Rotaria sp. Silwood2 is the source of this 1548-nucleotide messenger RNA. Lineage: Eukaryota; Metazoa; Rotifera; Eurotatoria; Philodinida; Philodinidae. The record is from the annotation of a GenBank genome assembly.
AUGGAAACGGAAGGAGACACCGUGACGCAAGUCAUUGCAAAUCAUCCAAUGAAUCCAAAGCUGACAGAUGAAUCAAUUUAUCGACGACGAAUUUCAAUUGUUCGAGAUUUCGCCUUGAAUACAACAACUCAUGGUAUUCCAGGCAUUGCUCGAAGUCGAAGUAUACAAAAUCGUCUCUUCUGGUCACUGGCAUUUAUGACAUUCGCUGGUGCUAUGUUAUAUUUUAUUAUUCAAGCGAUUCGUACCUAUUUCGAUUAUCCAACACAAACAACAGUGAGUAUUACUAGUGAACGCAUACAAUUCUUUCCAGCAUUGACUAUUUGUAAUGCUGGUGGAAUUCGUGCCGAUGCAAUAUUCAUGCCAUUUUCCAAUUAUGUUGGGAAUUUCAAUAGUACGACUACAAGCGAUUAUCUACCAGUAUUCAAUCAAGCAGAUUUUAUCAGGUUAUUUUUCCCAAAACUGAUCAAUGAAAAUGGAUCAAUAGAUCAAUAUGUGUUUACUUUGAAUUCGAUGCUGAUAGGCUGCGAAUAUGCUGGAACUCCAUGUUCAGUCAAAGAUUUCAUUGAAUUCGAUUCUUUUGAAUAUGGACGUUGCUAUACAUUUAAUGCUAAAACGAAAAAUGGUAGUGUGCGUCCCAACUAUGAUAUAGACAGUACUGGCAAAUUGAUAUUACGUCUCUAUCUUUAUGCUCAUCAAUAUGUACCUUAUGGUGUCGAAGGUGUAGCCAUGAUGGCCAUGGUUCAUGACAAUACACAAUUACCUCUUAUUGAAAAAGCAGGCAUGGCCUUAGCACCAGGUUUUCAACAUCGAUUGGUCUAUACAAAAAGAGAUAUAUUUUUUUUACCGCCACCUUAUUCAACAUGUACGAACGACAUUCCUCCUGUUAUGAAAUUUAUGUUCGAAAAAUAUGAAGGAGCCGAGUAUGCUUAUUCAGAAGAUCUUUGCCAUAUCCUUUGUGCACAAGCGUAUAUUUAUGAGCAAUGUAAUUGUGUUAAUCCUGCACAAUGGAAUGCUCGUUCAAUACUUUUACCUGGAACAAACGAAAUUAUUAUGGCACCAUUGUGCAACACAUCCAACAUUUGUUUUAAACAAGCUAUACAUGACUUUGAUUUGACACAUUCGAUUCGUGAUCGAUAUUGCUUCAAUUGUCUACAACAAUGUUCCAUUACGAAUUUUGCUGUAAAAUCGUCGUUAUCGAUUGCACCACCGGAAUGGCUCAUACCUGAUAUUAGAGCAUUCGUUGAAAAUUCAUCAGUUCCGUUGCCAUUGGAUUGGUCGAAUCGUUGGUCUGAGUAUAUUCAUUCAAGUUAUCUGUCGCUGGAACUUUUAGCUGAAUCGAGUUUGAUUGAAACUUAUACACAAACGCCAACAUUGAAACUCGUCGAUCUUAUUUCGAAUGUUGGUGGACAAACAGGUCUUUGGAUUGGAAUUAGUUUUCUUUCUUUAAUGGAAUUGAUCGAAAUGCUCUAUCGGCUGAUCAGAUUCCAAAUUCAUCUUUCUCGAUCAGUUGCUAUUGAAGAUGAAAACCAGAAUAAACCCAAACAAUAG